ACCCUGCUUUGCUGAAAUAAUUGAGGCAAGCUUUAGGAGCAUAGUUGUGUUAUCACUCCAUUUCAACACACCAAAGGACCCACAGCUCUGGAGAAGACGCAGAGAAGAUGUCAUCCGACGACUUUUUCAACUCCAACUGCACUGACUUAGAUGACGACUGCUCAACUGAUCCCUGGUCAGACUUAGAGGGCCCCACUCAGCUAGGACCCCCCCAGUUGGCCGCCCUGGUGUGUUAUGGCCUGGUGUUCCUGCUGGGCGCCCCCGGUAAUGCUGUGGUCGCAUGGGUGACGGCGUUCCGAAUGCCGCGCUCAGUGAACUCGCAGUGGUUCCGGCACCUGGCCCUGGCGGACCUGCUGUGCUGCCUGUCGCUGCCCCUGCUGAUGGUUCCGCUGGCCCAGGACCAGCACUGGCCCUAUGGCCAGGUGGGCUGCAAGCUUCUUCCUGCCGUGUUCAACCUGACCAUGUACUGCAGCGUCCUGCUGCUGGUGCUCAUCAGCCUGGACCGCUGGCUGCUGGUCACCCGGCCCGUGUGGUGCCAGAACCGACGGACCCCCAGGCACGCCAGGUGGGUGUGCCUGGGGGCGUGGGCCCUGGCGCUGGUCCUGAGCUUGCCCCACGUAUUCUACAUGCAGAAAGUAAGCAUGGGAAGCGACAAGGUAGUGUGCUCGCCCAGCCUCAGCAGACAGGCCUCCUUGGUGGUGAAUAUCGUGCAAUUCUUGCUGGGGUUCCUCCUGCCCUUCCUGAUCAUCGUGGCGUGCCACUGGGUGGUGUACGCCCGAACGGCGCAGGGGCCGAGCCGGGGGCGGGGGGGUGGCGCCCGUUCCCGGCGCACGCGGCGGGUGAUCGGCGCCGUGGUGGUCAGCUUCUUCCUGUGCUGGCUCCCGCUGCACGUGACGGACUUCCUGCUCCGAGUCACGCCCCACGAAUCGCCGCGGAUUUCCUCCCUGCGGCUGGCCGGCGUCCUGACGCUCUGCCUGGCCUACUUCAACAGCUGCCUCAACCCGCUGCUCUACGUGUGCCUGGGCCGCAGCUUCAAGGACAGCAUGAGGCAGUCCUUCCGUGGCAUGCUCAGCUUCAUGGCCGAGGAACCCAGCCGCAGCGGGCCCAGCUUCUCCGUCACCAAGAGCACCAGCGACAACAUCCAGGAGAAAACUAUGUAAGGGCUGGAGGUGUGGCUGUUGAAAUUAAGGGGCGAGGCUGGGAUGAGGAGGUGGCGAGGCCAUAUGACCUGUCAGUCAUUUUCACAGCUACAACUAGACUACCAGUUUUUUUUAGAAUGAAAAUUAGAAAACAAACAACAGUAGCAGUAUCCUGACGCUAGCUCCUUUCAUCACAUUCCCAGGCUGCGCUACAUCCCACCAUUAUAAGUGACUAGUCAUUUUCAGCAAAUACCUUAGUUUGGCAUAUAACAGGUAAUUAUCAUUAUUAUUAAACAUUUCUAUCCAAGAACAAAUGUUAAUGAACAAAUUGAAUUUUGUCUCAUGUACAGUACAACCAUUUAAUGCUUAUACUGCUUAUAUAGUAGAAAAGAACUUAAGGAGUUGGCAGGUUUUUGUUAGUAAAAAGCAUUUCAUUGAUAUGAAUAAAGUUUUUUAUAAACUUGACUGGCAAA
Messenger RNA from Anguilla anguilla (European eel), 1612 nucleotides. It is a transcript of the gene c5ar1, whose product is annotated as C5a anaphylatoxin chemotactic receptor 1. Gene Ontology annotation, cellular component: plasma membrane. Gene Ontology annotation, biological process: phospholipase C-activating G protein-coupled receptor signaling pathway; complement receptor mediated signaling pathway; chemotaxis. Gene Ontology annotation, molecular function: complement receptor activity; G protein-coupled receptor activity. Lineage: Eukaryota; Metazoa; Chordata; Actinopteri; Anguilliformes; Anguillidae. The record is from RefSeq and is a predicted model, not a curated record.